CCGGUUUACCACUAGGGUCCGUUAAUAGCAUUACUUUCAUGAGGAGUUAGUUAUCAUGACUUCCACUGGCGGGGUGUGUAUUCAGAGAACUAACGGUUAAAAAAAGGGAGCCUUCACAGCGGGCGACGAGCGGCUGCGCAAGAUGGUGUUUCAGUGUCUAAAUGUUUGCAUUGAAUGUCCACUGCGUUAGUCUGGGUUGUUAAAAAAAAAAAAAAAAAAACAUCAAGAGGUUCAAUUAGCUUGAUGUCCCCAAACAGAUGACACACCUCUACACGAAAUGUGCUGCAAUUAAUUGUGGUUUGCUGGCAGGUAUGAUGGCAGCCAGUGACGGGCCGUCUUUCAGCGGUGCUCUGAAAGCAUGGGGCUCCGGAUCAGUGGCAAGGGUCAACAGAGCCACAAGAUGGUGAUCUUCUUUGCCGUCUUCAUCUUGACAACACUCCUCAUCCUCUAUGGCUCCAACAGUAGCAAUGAUGGCGUCUACAUUCCCUUUCACGUGGCCAUCAAUCACGCCAUCAAGACAGACCUCAAGAAGUGGUCUGGCAGAGAUGGCUACAUGCCAAUUUAUGGAAACAAAAGUAUAACCCUGCACUGCCACAACUGUGCGCUGGUAACAAGCUCCAGCCACAUCCUUGGUAGCCGGGCGGGGGAUGAGGUUGACCAAACGGAGUGUGUGAUCCGCAUGAACGAUGCCCCCACAUCAGGUUAUGAGUCCGACGUCGGCAACCGGACCACCCUCAGGGUUGUAGCCCAUGCCAGUGUCUUCAGGGUGGUGCGGAGGCCUAAUGAGUAUCUGCGGCGUACAGACAGCAACUCCACAAUCAUUUUCUGGGGACCCCCCAAUAAGAUCGGGAAAGAUGCUAAGGGAACCUUGUUCAGAUUGAUCCAGAGGGUCAGCAUGACCUACGGCAACCUGUCGUUUUUCAGUAUUACGCCGACCAAAAUGCGAAAAUUUGAUAACCUGUUUAACAGAGAGACAGGACGGGACAGACAAAGGUCUCACUCUUGGUUGAGCACUGGCUGGUUCACAAUGGUCAUAGCCAUUGAAGUGUGUGAUAACAUCAAAGUAUAUGGGAUGGUUCCACCAAAUUACUGCGGAAGAAAACCUGUGUCCAAGAAGAUGCCCUACCACUACUACAAACCCAGGGGGCCCGAUGAAUGUCUAAUGUACCUCCAGAAUGAAAGCGGCCGCAGGGGAAACCACCAUCGCUUCAUCACAGAGAAACAGGUGUUUGCACGCUGGGCCAAGCAGUACAACAUCACAUUCGCUAACCCUAAAUGGAAGAAUGCCUGGAAGGGGAAGAAGAUGAACAAGAGGAGGAUCCAGCUCUGAGCCAGAUGAAAGAGAUGCUGUUGAGGAAGGUGGAGCUGUUGGUGGAGUGUUUGACAUGGAAGAGAAGGGGAGUGAACCAACACUAUCAGAUUUGGCUAGUCUUCUCAGAGCCCAUCUAAGACAACAGAAAGCCAAGGAGGACUACUGGACCAGAGAAGCUGCUAAGCAAAAACAGAAAUUUGAGGAACUGGAAAAACAGUUCAGCUUGUUUAGAAGUGAGAUUCAAACUCAGACCACUUCCCCAGUGCGGCAUACACAACCACCAGAUCCUAGUGUAGCAGCUUCCCAGCAACACAGUCUAUCAGGUGACCUUCUCUAUGCACAUUCUCAGGCACCUAAAUUACAAAAACUUAGUGAAGAGGAUGACAUUGAACACAUUACUUUUGAAAGAAUGGCUUCUGCCUGUAGGUGGCCGAGAACUGACUGGGCUUUUCACUUAAUACCUCUGCUAACAGGCAAGGCUAGGAGUGCCUUUGUGCAUAUGGAUGUUGAUUUGUCUAUGAUCUAUGACCAAGUUAAACUAGCUAUUUUGCAGAAAUAUGAGAUUAACAGUGAAACCUACAGGCAAAGAUUUCGCUCGCUUCAGGUAGAGCCUGAAGAAACUCCAAAAAAGCUCUACAUAAGGCUGAAGAAGCUUUAUAGUAAAUGGGUGCAACCUAAUGGUAAAACAGUGGAACAGUGGAUAAAAGAACAUAGACUGCAAAGAAGGCAGCUGAACUGGCUGACGUGUUGGUGGCUGCUCGGAGGAGGAACCUAUCUUGGGGUUUCCAAAGCUGGAAAAGGGAUGGCUGCAAGCAAUCAUCGGCCCAAAAGGUUUCAGCUGUGGGUAAGCCCCCUGUGAAAAGAUUUGACACAAUAUUUCAGGGGAAGAAGCCUGUCUGUUACUUAUGUGGACAGGAGGGUCACACCAAACCAAUGUGCCCUCAAAAUGCUGUUAAAUUGUCCCAGAUGUGUUUUGUGUCCAGGGAAGAGACUCAAAAUACUGUAUCAACGCAGCCAUUAAUGGAAAUGUAAGUGAAGCUCAACGGUCAGGCACCGAAAGCACUGAUUGAUACAGGGAGUACAGACCUUGGUCCAGCAAAGGUAUUUUCCACCUCAGUCUGUUUGCACCAGUGAGACCGUCCCAAUCUACUGUAUCCAUGGUGAUGAAAGGAAGUAUGCGACAGCAGAUGUCAAUGUGAUCAUAAAGGGACAAACUUACCUGCUUAAUGUUGGGGUAGUAGAUAACUUGCCAUUUCCAGUAAUCCUCGCCAGUGACCUACUGGUGCUUAUCAACCUGUUACAUCCUCCUCAGUGUAAUGUUGCUCUAACUCGGGCUCAAGCAAAGCAGCCUGAGGAAAUUGUUUCAUAUCUUAGUACCUUGCCAUCUCACAAUGUGGAAUUUUCCACAGGAAGAAUAAAAGUCAGGAAGUCCAAAGGCCUGUGGAGGAAGGAAAAGUUUCAAGGGACGGUGGUAGUUCCUCCUGACCCCCCACAGCCUGAGGUACUCCAAGAGUUUAAAAUUCCUGGUAAUAUAUUGAAGCUGCAGCACCAGGAUUCAAAUCGUGUGAAGUGUUUUAAAGAGGCAAAAGUCAACAAAAAUUAUUUUGUCAUUCAAAAUGACAUUCUCUACAGACAAAAUGGGCCAAUUAAACAGCUUGUGGUUUCUUAAGCAGUGAAACUGUUUUGAAGUUAGGCCAUUCUAUUUCCUGUGCUGGCCACCUGGGGAAGCAUAAGACCUUAGCCCGUAUAAAGCGCUGUUUCUAUUGGCCUGGCUUGCGUAAAGAUGUUGUGCAGUUUUGCAGGAGCUGUCCAGAAUGUCAAAUAAAGCACCUCUCCAACCUUUUCCAGUUCUGGGUAUACCAUUUCAACACCUGGGCAUAGACAUAGUAGGACCAGUGGAAAGGAGUAAAGCUGGAAAUCGGUUUAUGCUGGUGAUUGUGGAUUACACAACUAAAUAUCCAGAAGUGUUCCCCCUGAAAGUUGUCAAAGCAAAGAAUGUUGCGUUCUGUUUGGUGUAAUUUUUUUUCCAGAGUUGCCUCCCCUCAGGAAAUACUCAGUGACCAGGGCAACAAUUUUAUGUCAAAAUUGCUCAAAGAUGCGUAUCAGUUGCUAGGGAUUAAAGUACUGAGUACAACACCUCAUCCACAAACUGAUGGACUCACUGAAAGGUUUAAUCAAACCCUUAAACAAAUGCUAAGGCAGUUUGUGAAUGAAACUGGCUCUGACUGGGACAAAUGGCUUCCAUAUAUUCUGUUAGCAUACAGAGACGUUCCUCAGGCUUCUACUGGGUUUUCUCCAUUUGAAUUAGUAUUUGGUUAUGAAGUGAGGGGACCCUUGACUGUUCUAAAGGAACUGUGGGAGGGGAAGCAAACUAACAAAGAUUCUCUAAAUGUUGUAUCUUAUGUGCUCCAGAUGAGGGAGAAGAUGACAACAUUGGCCCAGGAGCACAUGAAGACCUCUCAGCAUAAACAGAAGACCUGGUAUGACACUGCCGCCCGGGAGAGGGGGUUCAAACUGGGCCAGAAAGUGCUUGUUAUGCUGCCUUCAGAGGAUAGCAAGUUGCUUGCCAAGUGGCAAGGGCCUUAUGAGGUAAUGGGGAAAUUGGGACAAACAAUAUAUAAAGUUUCUGUUCCGGGUCAAAGCCACUCCACUCAGAUUCUCCAUGGGAACCUGCUUAAAGAGUAGGUGUCCCAGGACCCAGAGAAAUCUGCUUCUUUUUACAUCCAGAGUACAGAGGAUGAGGAACCCGAGGAGCAAUAUUUUCCUGUUCCAUCACCCUCCCAGCCAGUUAGGAUCAUCUGUCCAGGGAACAGCAGUUGGAGGUGGGGGCUGUUUGUCCAUUAAAUGUGUUCCAGAAGAAUCCAGGUUAUACUGAUGUGAUAAUGCAUGAUGUUGCCUUAAAAUAAGACGCAGUUCCAAAACGAAUGAGCUAUCGCAAUCCUGAAAGACUUCUGGAACCACUCAAAAGGGAAAUUGAGGUAAUGCUUUCUCUUGGAAAUUUUGAGGCAUCACAGAGCGAGUGGUGCAAUCCAAUUGUCCUUGUCCCUAAAAAGGAUGGAACAAUUGGGUAUUGCAUUGACUUCCGCUAUCUCAAUUCAGUCUCAAAGUUUGAUUCCUAUCCAACUCCUCGUAUCAAUGAUUUGAUUGAGAAACUUGGUAAAGCAAAAUAUCUCACCAAAAUCGACCUUUCCAAAGGCUAUUGGCAAGUACCACUCUCCUCUAGGCCUAGAGAGAUGACAGCUUUUAGAACACCAUGGGGCCUUUACCACUUUAGAGUGAUGCCGUUUGGACUUCAUGAGGCUCCUGCCACAUUCCAGCGCCUAAUGGAUAAGGUACUCAAUGGCCUCACACAUUUUGCCUCUGCAUAUCUGGAUGACAUCAUUGUUUAUAGUAACUGUUGGAAUGAACACUUACAACACCUAAAUGUGGUCUUUGAGUGUCUCAAGAAAGCAGGAUUGACAGUGAAUCCAGCAAAGUGUGCCACUGCAAAGAGGGAGACAGAGUUCCUGGGUUUUGUUAUUGGAGGAGGACUGGUGAAGCCACAAAUUCAAAAAAUUGAAGCCAUCCAUCCUGCCCCCUUCCACAGACAAGAAAAUAACUUAAAUCCUUCUUGGGUAUGUCUGGCUGGUACCACAGAUUUAUUCCCAAUUACUCUACCAGAGCUUCUCUUUUUCCACACAUGACCAGUCUUCGGGGCCCAAACGUUCUACUGUGGUCUAAUGAAGCUAAGGCGGCAUUUAAAGACAUUCAGCAGGCCCUAAGCCGAGAUCCUGUGCUCCAUUGCCCUGAUUUCCAGCAGGAGUUUGUUUUUCAAACUGAUGCUUCAGAUAAAGGUCUUGGUGCUGUGUUGUUGCAGGGCCCCCCACAUGACCGCCAUUCCAUCGCCUUCAUUAGCCGAAAGCUUUUUCCCAGAGAAACCCGUUAUUCCACUGUUGAGAAGGAAUGCCUGGCUAUAAAGUGGGUUCUGGAUUCACUUCGAUAUUAUCUUCUGGGAAGACAUUUUGUACUGGAAACUGUUUAAUAAAGCCUUAAAAUGGCUGUUCUGACACAUGGAUAUGCUUUGAACUUGUAUAUGUGGCUGUAUGUUUAGGGUUGUUAUCCUGUUGUAAAAUGAGCCUUCCCUGUCUCUUCUGAACAAAAGCAUUCCUAUGACAUGGUGCUGCCACCACCAUGUUUCACUAUGAGGAUGGUUUAUUCAGGGUGCAGUGUUAGUUUCCUUCCACAUGGCAUUUUACAAGAUGGCCAAAAGGUUUAAUUUUGGUCUCAUCUGACAAGAGCACCUUUUUCCACAUGUCUUCCCAACACGGCUUGUGGCAAACCUGAAACAGGAUUUCUUAUGGCUUUCUUUUUGCCACCAGAUUUGCAGAGUGUGCAGCUAAUAGUUAUCCUGUUGAUUCUUCCACCUGAGCUCUGGAUAUCUGCAGCUUUUCCAAAGUAACAGUUCCCCACUUACCCGCUAAAUGGCAUGUCAAGUUUAGGCAGUUGUCUAUGUCUUUGUAAGUUUACACUUCUAAUGUGUCUAUGGAUUGAACAGAGCUCUGUAAGAUGUUUUCAUUUUUACCUCACAGUUAUGUGCCACUUUGUGUUGAUCUAUCACAUAAAAUCCCCCGAAACACCCUGACAUUUUUGGUUGUAAUGUGACAAAAUCUGAAAAAGUUCAAGGUAUAUGAAUUAACUUUCCAAGUGCUGUGUAUUAAACCCUUCUGUAGCUGAA
Messenger RNA from Girardinichthys multiradiatus, 6026 nucleotides. RefSeq names its product ST6 (alpha-N-acetyl-neuraminyl-2,3-beta-galactosyl-1,3)-N-acetylgalactosaminide alpha-2,6-sialyltransferase 6 (gene st6galnac6). Gene Ontology annotation, molecular function: alpha-N-acetylgalactosaminide alpha-2,6-sialyltransferase activity. The record is from RefSeq and is a predicted model, not a curated record. Gene Ontology annotation, biological process: ganglioside biosynthetic process; oligosaccharide metabolic process. Bases 359 to 1330 code for a protein of 323 amino acids. The transcript is spliced from 6 exons. Lineage: Eukaryota; Metazoa; Chordata; Actinopteri; Cyprinodontiformes; Goodeidae.